UUUCAUCCAUCAGUGCAAAACAGAAAGUAUGUCACUCUGUUUGCAAUGGCGAUGAUGCUGCAGCUGAUCUUUGUUCUCUCCACUCUGAUCUCAAUCACAGUGUCCUGUGAUGAGUUCAGAUUGGUUGGUGGUUCUGUUCAACUGGACACACAGGAUCCUGUGCCAGACUUUGAUGACUUGUUCUGGGAGUUUAACAAAAUUAAUAAUGUUCUAAAAUAUGAAAAGAAAUCUAAAAAUAUUAUAUACUUUUCCGAUUAUAAAGGCAGAGUGGAGUUCAAUGAGGAAACCUACAGUCUGACACUGAAGAACUUACAGAAGACUGAUAGUGGACCGUAUGAAGCACAAGCAUCUGGUGACAAUGUCACCGUUGUUGCUGAGUACAGACUCUCUGUGUUGGAUCCAGUGGAGGCGCCAGUCCUGACUCACCAGCUAAGCAGAGACACCUGCAGCAUCACUCUCACCUGUAGAGGUCAUGACCUCUCUAUCAGCUCCAGCUAUUUCAACAAAACCUGUGAGGAGAAGGAAGUGACAUCACCUGAAGGUGUUGCUCUUUCCCUGUCUGUCAAUGGCAGCUCCAUCAUCUGUAACCAUAGCAACCCAGCCAGCUGGAAGAUAGAUGUUUUGGAGUUGAAAGAACUGGAACAACUCUGUGGUUUAACAGUGCGUGUCGUGGUUGGCGUAGUGGUUUUCAUUCUUAUUUUUGCCUUCAUUGUCAUAUGUCUUUACCUGAGGAAAAACAGAGGUCCCACACAACAGGAGAACACUGAUGCACAAGCAGGAAACCAGUUGAGUUCUGGAGACAACGGAGAGAAUGAGACCACGACAUAAGAUACACAGCAAGCUGAACAGAAUCAAGCAUGAAAAGUCACACGUGAUGCAGUUCCU
Colossoma macropomum (tambaqui) is the source of this 885-nucleotide messenger RNA. RefSeq names its product SLAM family member 9-like. Lineage: Eukaryota; Metazoa; Chordata; Actinopteri; Characiformes; Serrasalmidae. The record is from RefSeq and is a predicted model, not a curated record. The coding region runs from base 46 to 828 and encodes 260 amino acids. The transcript has 6 exons.